Molecule: messenger RNA, 885 nt
Organism: Bipolaris victoriae FI3
Lineage: Eukaryota; Fungi; Ascomycota; Dothideomycetes; Pleosporales; Pleosporaceae
Exons: 2
Coding region: 1-885 (294 amino acids)
Source: RefSeq, a predicted model, not a curated record
AUGGAUAACACGACUGAAGCGGUGUCAGCGCCCAAAAAGCGCCGCAUCACAGCGAACAGGAGGCAGCAAGGCCGUGAAGCCCAAAGAAGAUAUCGGGAAAAGCAACGAGCUUCGCAGGCGAACGGGGAUGGAGCAAAGGUAGCCGCUAAUACAAGCGGUGGCACGGGCGAGCUAGUCGGCUUUCCCGCGUAUUUCGACAAUGACAACAUGUUGGAACAAACCUUUGCCUUGUCCGAUAAUCUCCAGUCUUCAAUGUGGGGGACGGUAGCUGGAAGCUCUUUGUUACCAACGGUGUUGGAACCCGAUGCGCUGGUUGCGCAAUCUGUGCUGCCGAACAGUCAAGUUGCAAAUGCUGUCAGUCAACAUGCCACAAAUUCUACUUUGCAAAUCCCAUUGGAUAGUUACAUCCACGUUCCGCGAUACUCCUUCUAUGCAGCAGGAGCUGCAAACGCAGCCGUUUUGGGCAUCUCCUUCGCGCGCCUCCAAGAGCACAAAUGUGGUGAUGACCGCAUGCUAUCACCAUGGACAGAUCAUACAUCACAUGUAAACUUGUACGAACUCACAUGCGCACCCGAUCUUAUCGCGGGCGAAUGCCAGAGAAAGUAUGACCACGAUCUUUACAUUGAUUGCUUGCCUUUUAAGGAUUUUCGCGAAAACUUGUUAGCUUUACGAUCAUUGGAGCCCAAGAUAUUUGAUGAAAACGAUUUUAUCCAAGAUUUGGACGUCCGCGAUGCAUUUCGAUGCUGGGGUCCGACGCCUUGGGAAGAUAGAUCGUGGGAGGUCCAGCCUUGGUUUCUCCAGAAGUGGUGGAUGAUCGUAGGUGGAGAAAAUGGAGAGAUGGCGACAUCAAGUCGAUGGUGGCGGAGGUUCCGGGGAGAGGGCUGA